AUCAAGAUGUUCAAGUUCAAACUAGACAAGACAGAAGAAAUGAAAGAUUAUAUAAUAAGUCCCAUCUAAUUAAAAAAAUUGAUGGAUAUUUGAAGAUUCUCUGUAAUCAAAAGCUCAAUGCACCCAAAAAAGACAAAUUUAUUUUUGACGUUGAAAUUCAAUGGUUUACCAAUUUAAAAAAAUUUUUUCAAACGAUUUAUUCAGAUUAUAAUAAUUUAAAAAAAAAGAGCGAUGACGAAAUCAAAUGUCAUCUUGAAAAUGAGCUUAAAGAUAUACAAACUGAAAUUAUCCAAAAGGAUGCAGAUAUCGAUAACUUGACAAGAAAAGUUGCAGAACUAAACUUGGCCAAUGAAAAAAGGAUUAAAUUGAUAAAUGACCUAGAAGAGCAAAUUGUAGAAUUAACUUGUAAAAUUGGAACAUUAAGAGAUAAUUUUAAAAUAGCAGAAGCUGAAAGUAGUCGAAACGCAAUAAAAAUGAAUGAUGCAAUAGAUAAAAGAAAUUAUACAGAAAGAAAAUAUAAUUUUGCCAUAGCACAGCACAAACGCGAACUAAGAAGAAGAGACGAAAGAGAAAACGACCUUCAUUCACAAAUUACCCUUUUAAGAAAUAGAAUUCAGGAAUUAGAAUCAUUGUUAGACGAAAGAGAGAUCGACCUUAGCCUUUUAAGAAAUAGGAUUCAGGAAUUAGAAUCAUUGUUAAAUAUCA
Racocetra persica is the source of this 705-nucleotide messenger RNA. The record is from the annotation of a GenBank genome assembly. NCBI's taxonomy places the organism in Eukaryota, Fungi, Glomeromycota, Glomeromycetes, Diversisporales, Gigasporaceae.